AUGGAAACUGCCUUCUCAAAUUUAAAUGGGAAGAUAUGGUUGUUCUUCGACUCUGCGGUUGAAUGGGAGUUGGUUACAGAAACUGCUCAACAAGUGGUUGUAAGGAUGUUCCACCAUGAUCUUGGCCAGCACAUUUUGAUGACUUUAGUGUAUGCAAAAUGUUCAUCGGUGGAGAGAUUGGAAUUAUGGGAUAGCUUGUAUUACUUGGCAAAUGACAUGGAAUUACCUUGGUUAGUGGGAGGAAGCCCAUUUACAUGGUGGAAUGGGAGACCUAAUUCAGAGUACAUUUUUAAGAGAUUAGACAAGAUUUUUGUCAACUUACAAUUUCAACAACUAUUUCCAACAACUGAAGUGGAGCACUUGAUCAGGACAUGCUCAAAUCAUGCACCAUUGCUAAUGACUUGUGAGGAACAAACCACAAACUUUGUCAAGCCUUUCAAAUUCUUGAAUUUCUGGACAAAACAUGCUACAUUUAACGAGGUGGUGAGGCGGAAUUGGAAUGCUGAUUUCAUUGGAGAUCCAUUUCUAAUGUUCAAGCAUAAAUUGAAGAAGGUAAGGGCAACAUUAUCUAAAUGGAGCAGGGAUACAUUUAGAGAUAUUUUCAAACAACUGGCUAUACUGGAAGACAUUGUGAAGGUCAAAGAGAUGCUGUUUGAGGAGGAGCCAACAAUUGAGAAUAUAAUAGUCCUUCAAAAAGCUCAUGAAGAAAUGAAGAAAUACUUGAGUAUAGAGGAGCAAUACUGGAAACAAAAAGCUGGGAUGACAUGGUUUGCAAAGGGGGAUAGGAACACUAAUUUCUUUCACAACAAUGUCAAUGGCAAAAGAAAGAAGCUGCAAUUGAAAAGGAUCCAAAAUGGAGAUGGAAAUUGGUUGAAAGAUCAAGAACAAAUAGCCAAUGCUACAGUUGAAUUCUAUCAAAAGCAGUUCACUAAUGAAGGGAAUCCUACAGAUGUUUUCAUGCUGGAGAAUUUACCUACUAUGGUGACUUUGGAGCAAAACUUGGAGUUGUGUAGAUUUCCAACAAUAGAGGAAGUUAAGGCAAUAAUUUUUAAGCUAAGUGGAGAUAGUGCCAGUGGUCCUGAUGGAUUUACUGGACUAUUUUAUCAAGAAUGCUGGAAAGUAAUAUGCUAUGACAUAAAUGAUAUGAUACUAUAUUUCUAUGGUGGUGCACCUUUGCCCAAGUCUAUUACUCAUACUAAUUUGGUGUUGCUAUCAAAGAAGCCCAAGGUGCACACUUUCUUAGACUUAAGACCAAUAAGUCUGAGCAACUUUAUCAAUAAAGUGUUGUCUAGAGUUCUACAUGAUAAAUUGGAGCAGUUCCUGCCUUCUCUAAUAUAUCCUAAUCAAUCUGGAUUUGUGAAAGGGAGGAGCAUAUUUGAGAAUAUGCUACUCACUCAGGAAAUUGUCACUGACAUAAGAUUGAGAGGCAAACCUGCCAAUGUUAUCAUUAAGCUAGAUAUGGCAAAGGCAUAUGACAGGGUUUCAUGA
Messenger RNA from Nicotiana tabacum (common tobacco), 1488 nucleotides. NCBI's taxonomy places the organism in Eukaryota, Viridiplantae, Streptophyta, Magnoliopsida, Solanales, Solanaceae. The record is from RefSeq and is a predicted model, not a curated record.